Dromiciops gliroides (monito del monte) is the source of this 6092-nucleotide messenger RNA. It is a transcript of the gene TENT5A, whose product is annotated as terminal nucleotidyltransferase 5A. Gene Ontology annotation, biological process: mRNA stabilization. Lineage: Eukaryota; Metazoa; Chordata; Mammalia; Microbiotheria; Microbiotheriidae. The record is from RefSeq and is a predicted model, not a curated record. Bases 483 to 1766 code for a protein of 427 amino acids. The transcript has 3 exons. Gene Ontology annotation, molecular function: poly(A) RNA polymerase activity; RNA binding.
GCUCUAGAGACUGAAGCAUAGGCGAAGGAGGUGGCGGGACAGGCAGCUGCAGCAGCAGCAGCAGCAGCAGCAGCAGGGCCGGAGGCAAGUGGCAGCCCAGGAUAGAGUAGCCGGAACGGCAGCUGCCCUAAUCUCCUGGAGUGGUUGAGAGCAGCGCUUAAGAGGAGGACGUGGAAGAAAAAGACUGAAGACCUCACGCAGAAAGAGAGAGACCCGCACUUUUUGCCAGCCAGCCAGGGAGCGGAGGGCACAGAGAAAGUACGAAAGAGGUUAAUUGGCCGCAGUUCAGGAAGAGAAGCCCCUUGCCCACCUCUGCAUCUCCAAUUACCAACGACUCCUCCGCACUUUGUGCCAGGGUUUCUCUCCUUCGCUUUUGAGUUCACACACUCAUAGCUCUUCGGACCAGGAGGCUGCGACUGAACCCAGGACAGAACCUGGCAUUCACUGGGCAUUUCGCAACGAAGGGAAAACGGCUCUUUACCAUGGCUGAUGACGAAAGUGGCAAAAGCACCCGCAUCUGUACUGGUAGCGUCAGCGAUUGGUGCGGUUGCAGCUGCAACAACAGCAGCUUCGGUGGGAAUAACUGCUGUGUUAGCUGCUGUGAGAACCCCACCAUGCAUUGUAACGUCCUGAGCUGGGAGCAAGUGCAGCGGCUAGACGACAUCUUGAGCGAGACGAUCCCCAUCCACGGCCGGGGCAACUUUCCCACUCUGGAGAUGCAGCCCCGUCAAAUCGUGAAGGUGGUGAGGAGCCGCCUGGAGGAAAAGCGCAUUGGGGUCCGGGACGUGCGGCUCAAUGGCUCCGCUGCCAGCCACGUCCUGCACCAGGACAGUGGCCUGGGCUACAAGGACCUGGACCUCAUCUUCUGCGCGGAUCUCCAGGGGGAAGAGGAGUUUCAGACUGUCAAAGACGUGGUCCUGGACUGCCUUUUGGAUUUCUUGCCCGAAGGAGUGAAUAAGGAGAAGAUCACGCCGCUGACUCUUAAGGAGGCUUAUGUGCAGAAAAUGGUAAAAGUAUGCAAUGAUUCAGACCGAUGGAGUCUCAUCUCCCUGUCAAACAACAGUGGCAAAAAUGUGGAACUGAAAUUUGUGGAUUCCCUGCGACGCCAGUUUGAGUUCAGUGUAGACUCUUUCCAAAUCAAGUUAGACUCUCUCCUCCUUUUUUAUGAAUGCUCAGAGAACCCAAUGACUGAAACUUUUCACCCCACUAUAAUUGGGGAGAGUGUCUAUGGUGAUUUUCAAGAAGCCUUUGAUCACCUUUGCAACAAGGUCAUUGCUACCAGAAAUCCAGAAGAAAUCAGAGGAGGAGGGCUUCUUAAAUACUGUAACCUUUUGGUUAGGGGCUUUAGGGCUGCUUCUGAAGCUGAAAUUAAGUCCCUCCAGAGGUAUAUGUGCUCCAGAUUUUUCAUCGACUUCUCAGACAUUGGUGAACAGCAGAGAAAGUUGGAAUCCUACUUGCAGAACCACUUUGUGGGAUUGGAAGACCGCAAGUAUGACUAUCUCAUGACCCUUCACGGUGUGGUGAAUGAAAGUACAGUGUGUUUGAUGGGACACGAGAGAAGACAGACUUUGAAUCUCAUUACCAUGCUGGCUAUCCGGGUGCUGGCUGAGCAAAAUAUUAUCCCCAAUGUGGCCAAUGUCACCUGUUACUACCAGCCAGCCCCUUAUGUAGCAGAUGCCAACUUUAGCAAUUACUAUAUUGCCCAGGUUCAGCCAGUGUUCACUUGCCAGCAGCACACAUACUCUACUUGGUUGCCCUGCAAUUAAGGACCAUUUCUAAAAUGUCCAGUGGGAAUUUUUUUUCCCCUAAGUUAAAAAAAAAAAAAGAGUGACCCUGUUGUAGAAUGGGGUGUGUUUUGUGCAAUGAUGGUCUGCUCCAGUGUUCAAGCUUGACAAAGCUUGUAGGUCUUUUAAUAGAUAUGGGAGCAUGAUCUAGUAAUAAACCAAAAACAAAACAAAAAACAAACAAAAAAAAGAAAAAAAAAAGAAAAAAAUUGGAUUCUACCCUGGAGCACAAGAGGCCUGUCAUUAAAAGCAACCAACUUCUCCUGAAAUAAAAUGGGAAGGAGUGCUUGAUGACAAUAUGGGUUUUGCAGUACCUGCUCCCAUAGCUUUGGCAUAGACAAAGUUGGAAGGCUUUUUCUAGAAUGGUAUUUGAAAAUGGGAAAAUGGGAAAAAAAAAAUCUUACCCAAUUUACUACUAUAUAUUUUGGAGUUUAAUUUUUAAAAUGUAGAGGCAUAAUGCAGCGAAAAGCUGACUCUCAAAUAUGUUGGAAUGGCUGUCUUUGGAGCUUGCAAACAGAUGCCAUCUGUGGAAUGAUCCCAUAGCAUGUAUUGCUUGCUUGAACAGAAUGCUCUAAACUGAACAGCUUGCUCCAAAUGAACAGUAGUAGAUUGGGGUAGUUAUCAUGAAAAACAGCAAACCUUUCCAUGACAAUAAUCCAUUAUUUUCAGCUGAGUGCAGAGUUCACAUUUUAAAAAUGUGAAAAUGCAAACUAAAACAGCUUUAGCAAAGAAAGUAUGCUCAAGGACCAAAGAUUUCACAGACAAAAUACCCAAAUAGAGAACGGGUAGUAUAAUAUUUAAGAAAAAGAAACAACUAUAUUUGUAUACACCAAUAUGAAUCAAAGUGCCUGUUGCCUUCAGAAAAUUUGAAGUAAAACAACAACAACAACAACAACAACAAUGACAACAACAACAACACAAUUUUGUGGUUUAACCAUGUAUUUUGUUUUAUCAGGGACACAAGAAGAAAACAUAACCCAACAUAAGCUUGUGAAUAAAUGGCGGAGGAAAUGCCCUAUUUUUCUUGGCAAAUACUUGUAUAAAGUUAAUAUUAUUGUCAGUGUGAUGUUAUAGUUGCUGUGUGUAUGUGUGUAUAUUAUGUGUGUGUGUAUAUAUGUAUAUGUGAUGUAUGUAUAUAUACACACAAUACAUUGACUAUGAUCUAGGACAAUGUAGCAAUUAGGGAGUGUUUAAAUAAAGUACUGUGUGUUUUCCAGUUUCCAGCAGGAUGUCAUGAGACAUGGGCACAUUGCAGUGAUGAAUUUAUAACGUAUCUAAAUUUCUGAAGUAAAUAAACCCAUUUGGAAAAAAGGUAAACAAUAUGAGAGUAAAAACAGAACACAUGAUUUAGUGAGUUAUCUCUGAGCCAUAGUCUGCCACAAGUAGAAGAAUAUUUGAUUAAUGGUUCCCUCUUAAUGUUGUAUACUAAACUGUCAUUUUGACAGUUCCCAACCCACAAUUUCUUCUUGACUGUGUACCUCUGCAAUGUAUAAAUCAGUGAAACAUGGAUCAAAGAUAGGCUAUUUAAUCCCUGACUGCUAAAAGGAGAUUGUCUUAGUUGAUGAUUGGAACAUUACUUGUUAAUAGUUAAAUUAAUAUUUUUACAGAAUGCACUCUGCAUUCCAGGACCACUAGAAUUUAGUAAAUGUGAAAUGACCCUUUUAAGAGUGUUGCACAAUGGCUUAAAUUUAUAUAUGAAAUAUAUAGAUAUAUAUAAUAUAAAAUUUAUAAAUUCAUGCAAACAUGAAACAUCUCUAAUCUGGGUGUCACACUGCAUUUAAAUGUUCAGUACUGUACUUAAAUUAAAUCACUUUGCAUUAAAACAAUUCACUUUCAUUUCCUUUUUCCUAAGAGACCAAUUGGUUCAACAUUUGUAAAAAGAUCAUGCAUUAUGAUUUCAGCUUAAAUGACAACUGUCCACCCCUCCUCCUUGAAUUCCGCCAAAUUCCGGUCUCUUCAAUGAAAUAAUUAAAAACAAAAAUAAAUUGUAAAAGGUUUUUUUUUUUAAAUAACCAGCAAGAAACAAAACAAACUCAAACCCUAGAGAGACUACUUACUAUGGCAUUUCAUCCUAAGAGCUGACUAAAGUAGCAGUUUUAGCAUUAAGGAAAAUUAAAGGGGAUCAAGGAAGAACACAUCAUCCAGUUGGCAGUGUAUUUUAAUGGUUUUGAUUUGCUUUCUUGGAGUUAAUAAGACAUAUAUGACUGGGUACAUCCAUUUUUACUGCCUUUUGUACUCCUUUCUUUGAAGUUGUAACAGGAACCCGAUUUGUUUACUAUAGCGCCUUCCCUGUGAUUUCUGCAGGAACCAUAAAGCUAUUGCACUGCCAUUCACUCUGUUUACUAGGGAGCCUCUUCUUACUUGCCCCCAUCUUGAUUCCCAUCUUCUCCUCCUCACUUUCCCCUUCCCUUUCUGUCCCGUGAAAAGGCCUUCAAAUUAAUAGUGAAGGGGCAAAGUUUGUUUCCCAGGGCUCCUUCAUUCUUCCACCUCCAGAUCAAACCCAGAACCCACUUGUCAGAAAUUUGCUCACCUUAACCCUUGGGAGGAUUUUCUAGGAUAAAAUCCUGGGAAGCCAGGGGAAAUAGGAGCAGCUGGUGAUUUGGGACAUCCCUUCUUAGCACAACUAUUUGCAGAUGAGUCAUUCACUAUUUUAAAAGAGGAGGGGUGGGGGGCUCUCUCUGUGUGGCAACCACAAAUAUGCUGUUAAUUUAUGACAUAGUCAAUUUGUCUGGAGAAGCCUGAUCUUAAAGUAUAUAUAUAUAUUUUUUUUCCUUUAUUUUCCUUUCACAUUUAUGUCCUUUUCCUGCUUGAUAAAAUGUUGGUUGCUUAGUUUUAAAUGACAGCAUCUUGCCUUCAGGUCCUUUAGCCUGUGCUUCAGACAACCUUCAAGUCUUUGCAUUUGGAAUGAUAUAAUUUAUUUCUAUUAUGUAUAUACUAUAGUCCUCUAUGCAUAUGUAUCUGAACAAAUGGUGGAAUGUAUGUAUGGUCCCCUCCCCCUUUAUAUAAUCUGCUGCAAAUGAUAUUGGAUAUCUGGCUCCAGAAAGAGAACACCCCAUGUGUACCAGGACAUAAUAGGAUCAUUAAGAAUCUAGAGCUCCAAGGGACCUCAGAGACUAUCUAGUUUCAACCCCUUCAGUUUACAGCUGAGGGAACUGAGGCCCAGGAAGAAUCAGUGACUUGCCCAGUGUUACAAGGGUAGUAAACAUCAGACAUGGCAUUUCAACCCAGCUUCUCUGACUUUAGAGCCCUCACUCUUUCCACUGAACCAAGUUGCUGGAUCAUGCUUGUGACUUGCUCUCCUUUGCCUCUAUCUGACUUAGAUUGCUGAGGAGACUUACUCUCCUGGAGGUUCUCCUCAUCGGAUUGGAUAAUCAGAAAAAAAAAUUAAUGAAAAGAGACCAUUUCUUGUUGAGAGUUUUCUCUCACUGGUAAUAAACCCAGCUGCCUCAAGAAUUUUACACUGAGGAUACAUAGAUAUUUGUAUAUGGAAAGAGAUUAUUUUUCUCACAAAACUGAGAUUUAGCACCUGAAAGCUUUGGUUAGAUGAACUAUUUUAAUGUUGCCCUUAAAUGUAAUAAUAGUUGAAGAAAUGUUGCCAUUUUCAAUUAAGCAUGACACGUUUAGAAAAAAAUCAUACAAUUUCUACCAGCCCUUUUUGUUAGCUUAUAUUUAUGUUUGUUGCUUUACAAUGCAUCAAAUCCUUUAAAUGCAUAAAUUGUAAUGACUAUUGUGGAAUAUUGUGUAAAUGAAAUGUAUUCUGUUGAGAGCUCUCAGCAGCUCAAAAAUAAGCUUUUUUUUUUUUCUUGGAAGAUGAAGUGUGUGAGAUGAAACCAAAAGGCAAAAAAAGUGUAAUUCCAUAUCCAGCACCUAUUUCAAUAUAUUCUUUUGAUAAGGUUUCCUUUGAGUGGAGCCCUUUCAGGGUGAAGGAAGGAAAUCUCUGUAAUGUUUUGCUGUUGUAAUAAUGGCUUGCUAACAAAGGAACAGUGAAAGUGAAAUUUUCAAGAUAGUUUGGCUAGGCUGCUGCAGAAUCUUGCAGUAUGGAAGAGAUUGUGCCUAUGGGUUAUCCCUCCAACCCCUACCCUACCAAGGCCUUCUCGAGCAUCCUGUUGCAGCAAACUGAUCCAUGGAUUGCUCUUUUGGAAUAUUUUGACAAUAGGCUCUGUCACAGGCAGAAAGAGAGUUGAUGGAAAACAGACUCAAGAACUGACAUGUUUGCAUCAGUGCUAGAGGGAACAGAUUGUGAAUUUUGUUUACAGCAUCCAAUAUUUGGAUUUUUUUUUGUAAAUAAAAAGAAGUUAUUUUUUUCUA